Molecule: messenger RNA, 3222 nt
Organism: Myotis brandtii (Brandt's bat)
Lineage: Eukaryota; Metazoa; Chordata; Mammalia; Chiroptera; Vespertilionidae
Gene: NCLN
Product: nicalin
Exons: 15
Coding region: 1-1542 (513 amino acids)
Biological process (GO): regulation of signal transduction
Cellular component (GO): endoplasmic reticulum membrane
Source: RefSeq, a predicted model, not a curated record
AUGCAGCAGUACGACCUGCAAGGGCAGCCCUACGGCACACGGAAUGCAGUGCUCAACACGGAGGCGCGAACCAUCGAUGCAGAUGUGUUGAGCCGCCGCUGCGUGCUCAUGCGGUUGCUAGACUUCUCCUACGAGCAGUACCAGAAGGCUCUACGGCAGUUGGCUGGCGCCGUGGUCAUCAUCCUGCCACGGGCCAUGGCGGCCGUGCCCCAGGACGUCAUUCGGCAAUUCAUGGAGAUUGAGCCUGAGAUGCUGGCCAUGGAGACCAUUGUUCCUGUGUACUUCGCUGUGGAAGACGAGGCCCUGCUCUCCAUCUAUGAGCAGACUCAGGCUGCCUCUGCCUCCCAGGGCUCUGCCUCUGCUGCCGAAGUGCUGCUCCACACUGCCACUGCCAAUGGCUUCCAGAUGGUCACCAGCGGGGUCCAGAGCAAGGCCUUGAGUGACUGGCUCAUCACCAGUGUGGAGGGACGGCUGACGGGCCUGGGUGGAGAGGACCUUCCCACCAUCGUCAUUGUGGCUCACUACGAUGCCUUUGGAGUGGCUCCUUGGCUGUCACAUGGCGCGGACUCCAACGGGAGUGGCAUCUCCGUGCUGCUGGAGCUCGCCCGCCUCUUCUCCAGGCUAUACACCUACAAGCGCACCCAUGCUGCGUAUAAUCUCCUGUUCUUCGCGUCUGGAGGGGGCAAAUUUAACUACCAGGGGACCAAGCGCUGGUUAGAAGACAACCUGGACCACACAGAUUCCAGCCUGCUCCAGGACAAUGUGGCUUUCGUCCUCUGCCUGGACACCGUGGGCCGGGGGAAUAGCCUGCACCUGCACGUGUCCAAGCCGCCCAGGGAGGGGACGCUGCAGCACGCCUUCCUGCGGGAGCUGGAGAUGGUGGCUGCUCACCAGUUCCCGGAGGUGCGCUUCUCGAUGGUGCACAAGAAGAUCAACCUGGCAGAGGACAUCCUGGCCUGGGAGCACGAGCGCUUCGCCAUCCGCCGGCUGCCUGCCUUCACCCUGUCCCACCUGGAGAGCCACCGUGAUGGCCAGCGCAGCAGCAUUAUGGACGUGCGGUCCCGGGUUGACUCUAAAACCCUGACCCGCAACACAAGGCUCAUCGCAGAGGCCCUGACUCGAGUCAUCUACAACCUGACUGAGAAGGGGACGCCCCCGGACAUGCCUGUCUUCACAGAGCAGAUGCAGAUCCAGCAGGAACAGCUGGACUCGGUGAUGGACUGGCUCACCAACCAGCCCCGGGCUGCCCAGUUGGUGGACAAAGAUGGCACGUUCCUCAACACGCUGGAGCACUACCUGAGCCGCUACCUGAAGGAGGUGAAGCAGCACCACAUCAAGGCUGACAAACGGGACCCCGAGUUUGUCUUCUACGACCAGCUGAAGCAGGUGAUGAAUGCCUACAGGGUCAAACCAGCCAUUUUCGACCUGCUCCUGGCAGUCUGCAUCGGCGCCUACCUCGGCAUGGCCUAUACAGCGGUCCAGCACUUCGACCUCCUGUACAAAACAGUUCAGAGACUACUCCUGAAGGCCAAGACACAGUGACGAGGCCCUGCCAGCACCAUGGGCCCCUGCCUGCCGCCCUCACCACCACCCUUGGCCUGCAGGGGCUCACCGAAACCCCGAAUUACAGAGCUUUUCUGUGUUGCUCUUGAGGAUUUAGGGGGUUCUUUCUCUUGUUUGUCCUUCGAACUCCCUUGGAGGAGCAUUUGGUAGAGUUCUGGGGCCAGACCACGGACUUGGGAACAAGCGGUGGCUGAGCCUCUGGCCCGGGAGAUGGCCCUUCGGCCCUCAGGCGCUGAGCCGUGCUGUGAAAGGAAAUGUGUCCGGCACAGCCUUGGGGUCACUCCUGCUCGUGAUGCCGACCAUGGCUGGCACUGGCUCUGCAUUUGUCCUCCACGCCGUCUCCAUCCCCCUCAGUGUCCCGGAUGCUCUCUUCAUGUUGGUCUGAAGAGGGCAGCACCAGCCUCCGGGUCCCCAGCUUGUAGCUCAGCCUUGGAAGGUUAUGUCUCCUCCCUGGAGCCAGGGCUGAGGCACAUGUCUCCCAGAAGCCCCAUUGGGCCGUUGGUGCCCUGGAGACCUGGAGCCCCCCCCCCCCCACUCCAUUGCCCUCCUGCAGGGCCCCUGCGUUGUUCCCAUCACUGGGGCUUCUCUGGCCUCUGCUCCCUUUCACUGCGCCCUAGGGAAUGCCAGCAUCUCCCCAGGCGUCUUCUCUGUUGGCUCCUGGGCUCCCAACCCCUGGCUCCCAAAGGGAAACCGGGUGCCUUUGGAGGCCCCAGGCUCCAGAGGCAGUGCUCACGGAGGCCCUAGAGGAGGGGCCCUGGGCUGGAGGCUCUGGCCCCUCUGCGAACUCACUUCUUAGCCCAACUGAGCCAUUUCCUCAUCUGAAACGGAGGGUGUGAUGUGUCCUGGGGGAGUGAAAUCCAUGUUGGGGCCUGGUGGGGGCGUAGAGGCAGAGUGUUUGCUGGAGAAGAUGCGUCGGUGGGAUCCAGAGUGGGAAGGUGUGGGCUCUGCGAGCCUCAACCGAGCCCGCACUCCACAAACCAGGUGCCUCAUGGGCGUGAGCUUCUCUCGGUGGAGAGAAGGCUUCCAGCACGAUGGACCUCAGGGAGAUGCAGGUGUACCAAUUCAUGAGCAAUAUAAUCAAGCAAGUGUUAAAUGCUAAGGGGAGGGUCAUGACCGGGAAGGAGGGCCUCCAGGCUCGCCAUGGAGGUCUGAAGUGGUGUAAAGGGGCAAGAGGACGGCGCUCCCAUCCCCCACCCAGCCUGCUGUUGCCCCUUCCCCAAAGCCCGCCAGCAGGAGGGACUGACUGGGCUCUUCUGGGGGCUCUUGUCUGCCUCCACCUCAGUCUCCCACCUUUGCCAAAGCAGUCCCUGGGCACUUGCGGCUGUCCUGUCCUCAGCCUUCCGGGCCCCGGCUGUUGGCUAAGCCAGGUCUCGGGAGAGGUCAGCGUGGGGGCCACCCUGCCCGGAGGACCCACUGCCCCAAAGACUUCACCAAAUGCUUGACCACCUCUGGGGGCUCAUGCCACAAGAUGGGAAGUUGUAUGGGGUGGGAGGAGGGAAACUCAUCUUUCCCCACAUGUGACUGGUGGGUGCACCAUCUGGGAUUGCCCAGCUAGUGCCCUCCCUCCCCAGGGUGGCUCAGGCCACUGGCUGUUCAGAGCUCAGGCUGGAUGUGGGACGCAGUCGGAUGAUCAGAAAAUAAAGCCAUAUCGAACAUUCA